UUAGAGGUACACCAUUUUUGUCACAGAUGAAAUAGAUUCGAGAAUAUUCUUGUGGUCCUGCUAACACCAAGAAAAGACCGUUCGGCAUUUUCACAGUUAGCGCAGUCUAAAGGAACUUUGCUUCGAACGUUAUUUGACAACAAAUUUGCUGACGCAGGAAAUGGGUGCAGAUAAACGGGUUAGCCGUUCAGAACGCAGCGGCCGGUAUGGUUCUGAGCAGUCUCGUGACGACUCGGACCGGAGAGAUCGACGGGACCGCGACUACGAUCGUGGGCAUGAUUUCCGCCGUGGCGACAGACACGACGGGGAUCGAUACUGGAGCAGGGACAGUCCAGACAGAGGUCGUAAGCGCCGUAGCAGCGAUGGGUCUGACGACGGGCAUCACUCUGAUGGAGAUUAUUCAGAGCACGACUACAGGGGAGACCCUAACGACGAGAAAGAGAGCAAAACCAUCAUGCUCCGCGGACUACCCAUCAAUGUCACCGAGGCAGAUAUCCGAGGGGCCAUAGAACAGCUGGAAGGUCCUCAGCCGAUGGACGUGCGCCUGAUGAAGAAGAGAACAGGUGUAAGCCGAGGCUUCGCCUUCGUGGAGUUUUAUCACUUGCAAGAUGCUACCCGGUGGAUGGAGACCAAUCAGAAACUGCUGUCCAUCCAAGGCAAGACCGUCGCCAUGCACUACAGUAACACCAGACACAAGUUUGAGGACUGGCUCUGCAACUCAUGUGGCCUGUAUAAUUUCCGACGGAGACUCAAGUGCUUCAGGUGUGGUGCCGCCAAAGCAGACUCGGAGAACAGCAGCACGGCCACGCCCACUGACACCCAGGCCAGCGGGGAUUACUAUGGCGACACCAUUAUCCUGAGGAACAUUGCCCCUCACUCGACAGUGGAAGCCAUCAUGGCUGCCCUGGCACCUUAUGCCAACCUGUCACCGGGCAACAUCCGCCUCAUUAAGGACAAGCAGACGGGUCAGAACCGAGGCUUUGCCUUCGUUCAGCUCUCCUCUCCUCUGGAGGCGUCCCAGCUGCUGACCAUUCUCCAGGGCCUGCAGCCUCCCCUGAAACUCGACAGCAAGACGAUUGGCGUGGAUUACGCCAAGAGCGCUCGCAAAGACCUGCUGUUGCCCGAUGGAAACCGCAUCAGUGCCUUCUCAGUAGCCAGUACUGCCAUAGCCGCUGCCCAGUGGUCCUCCAGUCAGGCCCAGCAGAGUGUGGAAAGUGGAUCAGAGUACAGUUACCUCCAGGAAGGAUAUGUUCCUUAUUCACAACAGGAGUACCAGGCCUACUACCAACAGACCGCAGCUGUGGAUCCAUCCCAGGCCAACGGCAUUCUGGGAGCUGCCCCAGGAGUUAAGGUUCUCCCAGCCACCACUCCAGUGGUCAUUUCCCAGAGUCCCCAGGUCUACCAGUCACACAUCAUCAGCCAACCUGCCACUCAGACAUUACAGGGUGUGCAUCAGAUAGAGGGGAAACCACAGACAGUCACCGCGGCCGCCACCAUCUCUGCUCCCGCCACCUCUGUCGUCGUGGCAACCACCACAGCUACUGCCACAUCGAUCGCCACUGCCGAGGCUGGCAAGACAGCAGCUGUUCCUGAUACCUCCACGUACCAGUACGAUGAAUCAUCAGGGUACUACUACGACCCUCAGACGGGACUGUAUUACGACCCCAACACACACUAUUACUACAACUCUCAGACUCAGCAGUACCUGUACUGGGACAGUGAGAAACAGACGUACGCGCCUGCCACCGACUACAGCGCCGGCGCUCAGGCCAACGCCUCGGCCACGCCCGCCAAAGAAGCCAAGGAGAAGAAAGAGAAACCCAAGAACAAGACCGCCCAGCAAAUUGCCAAAGACAUGGAGCGCUGGGCUAAGAGUCUGAACAAACAGAAAGAGAACUUCAAGAGCAGCUUCCAGCCCAUCAGUCAGGAGGAGAGGAAAGAGGCCGCCGCCGCCGACGCAGGCUUCACACUGUUUGAGAAGAAGCAGGUGGGGGCUUUGGAGAGGUUGGUGUCAGAGGCAGUGAAAAUGCCAGAGGAAGACACCUCCUCUAAGUGUGGUCUGGUGGCGGCCUACAGUGGCGACAGUGAGCCAGAAGAGGGCGCCGAGCCGGAGCGCAGUGAGGACAAGAAAGACAAACUGACAGACUGGAAGAAGAUGGCCUGUCUGCUCUGCAGGAGACAGUUCCCAAAUAAAGACGCUCUGCUUCGCCACCAGCAGCUCUCUGACCUGCACAAGCAAAACCUGGAGGUGCUGAGGAGGUCCAAACUGAGUGAGGCGGAGCUGGAGGAGCUGGAGAGGAAGGAGACUGAGAUGAAGUACAGAGACCGGGCGGCGGAGAGGAGAGAGAAAUACGGUAUCCCAGAACCCCCUGCGCCCAAGAAGAGGAAGUUUACACAGCCCACUGCAGUGAAUUACGAGCAGCCAACGAAAGACGGGCUGAACAGUGAUAACAUCGGGAAUAAGAUGCUCCAGGCCAUGGGCUGGCAGGAGGGCAAAGGUCUCGGACGCAACCAGCAGGGCAUCACUGCCCCUAUAGAGGCACAGUUGAGAACGAAGGGUGCUGGUCUGGGCACCAAAGGCAGUAACUACACUCUCUCAGCCUCAGACACCUACAAAGACGCCGUGAGGAAAGCCAUGUUCGCCCGCUUCACUGAGAUAGAGUAAACCUGUUAUCUUGGGAAACAGCCAAUCCAGUCGCUCCAUGAGUCUGUGAGAAUGAUCUGACCGUGCGGGUCUUUGAGUUUAUGUAUAUAUGUACAGUCAACAGGUCUUUGAAUAAUGUGAAAAGUUUGAGCGUG
Chanos chanos (milkfish) is the source of this 2799-nucleotide messenger RNA. RefSeq names its product RNA binding motif protein 5 (gene rbm5). Gene Ontology annotation, cellular component: nucleus. Gene Ontology annotation, biological process: mRNA splicing, via spliceosome. The record is from RefSeq and is a predicted model, not a curated record. Gene Ontology annotation, molecular function: RNA binding. The transcript has 25 exons. Bases 161 to 2665 code for a protein of 834 amino acids. NCBI's taxonomy places the organism in Eukaryota, Metazoa, Chordata, Actinopteri, Gonorynchiformes, Chanidae.